AUGAGUUUCAGCCAGAUCUUGCCAUUCCUGCUUGCCAUUCAUGAGAUCAAUCAGACUCCUAGGCUGCUCCACAAUUUCACCCUGGGCUACAGCCUCUAUGAGAACUUCUUCAGUGCAAGAAUGACAUAUGAAGCCAUGCUGGACUUGCUAUCAAUGGGGCACGAGAAUGUCCCAAACUACAGAUGUGGGAGACCAAAACAUCUGUUGACAGUGCUUGAAGGAACUGAUUCCGAGCUCUUUCAUCAUGUGACAACCAUGCUGGGCAUUUACAAAAUCCCACAGAUCAACUAUGGGGUCAUCAGCCACAUUCCUGAGCAGAAACAGCAUUUCCCUUUCUUCUACCGGCUGAGUCCAAAACAAGAGCCUCCUCACUUGGCGAUUGUCAAACUGCUCCUGCAUUUCCGAUGGACGUGGAUCGGCCUCGCUCUUCCAGACAGUGAAAGUGGAGAAAGGUUCAGGAGUUCCUUUGUGCCUGUGGCCCUCAAGAAAGGGCUUCAUCCCUUUCUAAGAAACUUCCAGCUUCACAAUCUUACUGAGGAUGAUGUUUAUUUGGAUGAGAAUGGAGAUCCUACUGCUGAUUUUGAUAUCAUGGAGUGGGCAGUAUUUCCCAACAAGUCUGCUGCUGGGGUGACAAUUGGAAAGAUCGAAAGAGAGGCCUCUUCAGAAGUCAAGAUCUCCAUCAAUCAGAGUGCCAUCAUAUGGCCAAUGUCAUUUAACCAGGUAGUGCCUUUCUCGAGGUGUACUGAAAGUUGUCUCCCAGGAUACACCAAGCUCACAAGAGAGGGAGCCCCAGUUUGCUGCUACGACUGUUCUCCAUGUACGGAAGGAACCAUCUCCAUGCAGGAAGAUGCGGCCCAUUGUGAAAAGUGUCCUGAUGACCAGCAUUCCAAUGAGAGGCGAGAUCAAUGUCUCCCCAAAGUUAUAAGCUUCCUCUCCUAUCAAGAAAACUUGGGUCUCAUCCUGGCUCUCAUUGCUUCUUUUUUGUCUCUAAUCACUGGCUUUGUCCUAGGACUCUUCAUUAAAUACCAAGAAACUGCCAUUGUCAAAGCUAACAACCGGGACCUCACCUACAUUCUCCUGGUUUCUCUUCUCCUUUCCUUCUUGACCUCCUUUCUAUUCAUUGGACACCCCAAGAAAGUGACCUGCCUUCUUCGACAAACUGCCUUCAGUGUUGUUUUCUCGGUUGCCGUGUCUUCCUUACUGGCCAAGACCGUCAUGGUGGUGGUGGCCUUCCUGGCCACCAAGCCAGGCAGCAGGAUGAGCAAAUGGCUGGGGAAGAGUCUGGCUAAUUCCAUUGUCUUGUCCUGCUCUGGUGUUCAGGUGGGCAUCUGUAUGUUAUGGCUGGGAAUCUCUCCCCCAUUUCCAGAUUUCAAUUUGCAUUCCCAACCAGGACAGAUCCUGCUGCAAUGUAAUGAAGGCUCAGUCACCAUGUUCUAUACUGCCCUUAGCUACAUGGGCUUUCUGGCUGCCAUCUGCUUCUUGCUGGCUUUUCUAGCCCGCAAACUUCCAGGGUCCUUCAACGAAGCCAAGUUGAUCACCUUCAGCAUGUUGGUCUUCUGCAGCGUUUGGGUCUCCUUUAUCCCCACCUACCUCAGCACCAAAGGGAAAUACAUGGUAGCUGUGCAAAUCUUCUCUAUUCUGGCCUCCAGCCUGGGCUUACUGGGCUGCAUUUUUGUCCCCAAAUGCUACAUCGUUAUUCUCAGACCUGACUUGAAUGUGAAGGAGCAUCUGAUGAUGAAAACUGAUGAGACCUUUUAA
This is a messenger RNA of Candoia aspera, 1758 nucleotides long. RefSeq names its product vomeronasal type-2 receptor 26-like. Gene Ontology annotation, cellular component: plasma membrane. Gene Ontology annotation, biological process: G protein-coupled receptor signaling pathway. Gene Ontology annotation, molecular function: G protein-coupled receptor activity. Lineage: Eukaryota; Metazoa; Chordata; Lepidosauria; Squamata; Candoiidae. Bases 1 to 1758 code for a protein of 585 amino acids. The transcript is spliced from 5 exons. The record is from RefSeq and is a predicted model, not a curated record.